Clarias gariepinus (North African catfish) is the source of this 2468-nucleotide messenger RNA. RefSeq names its product BSD domain containing 1 (gene bsdc1). Lineage: Eukaryota; Metazoa; Chordata; Actinopteri; Siluriformes; Clariidae. The record is from RefSeq and is a predicted model, not a curated record. Bases 525 to 1745 code for a protein of 406 amino acids. The transcript has 10 exons. Gene Ontology annotation, cellular component: cytoplasm.
UGCACGUCAUAAAGACUUGAAUUGAGUAUAAAGCGUGAACUCUAACCAUUGCAGAGCUUUGCGAUUAGCAUCGAAGUCAACCGCUGACGGAUUUGUGCGUUUGUUUACAAAAACAGUGUCGCGAGCUUUGCUGGCACAGGGACGCGUUUCAAAUCGCUCAGCGCGUUCUUGUAUGUGUACUACGUAGGGAGGCACGUAACAGCUUGUAGGUUAUUAGUAGUGCACUACGUAGUAAACACGGCUUUGUUUGAGAUCGAGCCGAGGCCAGUCAAUAAAAGCGACGGUCGCAGGCAGGUGCGGAUUUAACCGCAGUGCUUUGCGAUUUUUCUUGUGGUUUAACCACAAAAAUAUUUCAUAAAAUAUUCAAAGGGUAUUUUUUGAUUUAGUUUCAACUGUUUAGCUAGCCCGAGAGCUAAGCGAGGUGGUUGUGUCUGUCAGCUGUAAACGGCUUUUCUGGAUCUUUCUGGAACUAGAGCUGAGGCGGUUCGAUACUGGUUUAAACCGGUUUGUCGGUUGAUGAAUUAAUGAAUGUCGGUAUGUGUGAUGGUCUCAGGGAAGGAGCCUGGUGGGGAGGCUGGCUGCAGCAGAGCAUCCAGUCCCUCAAAGACAGAUCAUCCGAGGCGUACGAGUUCAUCAAACGGGAUUUAACAGAAUUCUCCACCGUGGUGCAGCAUGACACCGCCUGCUCCAUUGUCGCCACGGCCAACGCUGUCAAGAGCAAGCUGGCCGUGGAAGGGUCGUCCGAGACGACAGAGAAGGUAAAGAAGAGCCUUUCGAAUAUUCUGGGCGUGAUCACGGACACGCUCGCUCCUCCGCCUGAUAAGACCAUUGAUUGCGAUGUUAUCACUCUGGUGGCCACGCCAGCCGGGACCACCGAGGUGUACGACAGCACCAAGGCUCGUCUGUACACUCUCCAAGCCGACCCUGCAACCUACUGCAAUGAACCGGACGGUCCUCUGGAGCAGUUUGACACCUGGCUCUCCACGUUCAGCCUAGAGGAGAGAAAAGCUGAAAUCUCCGAGCUGUUGGUUAGCAGCCCCUCUAUCCGAGCGCUUUACACUAAAAUGGUUCCUGCAGCCGUGGCUCACUCCGAGUUCUGGCAGCGCUACUUUUACAAAGUGUUUCAGUUGGAUCAGGAGGAGGCCAGGAGAGUAGCGCUGAAGCGGCGAGCAGAGGAAACCACUCAGUCCCAGAGUCUGGGCUGGGAGGAGGAAGAGGAAGAUGAGUUCAUCGGAGCUUCGUCUCCGUCUCGUUUGGACUUCACUCCUCCUCCUCUCGUUACCGUAGACACCAGCCCUUCAUGCGCCACGUCCCCCGAGGUGACAGGUUCCCACGGCGACGCCACGUCCGAUGUCACUCCGUCAGUCAGCAGCGACAGCGUGAGUCUCCCAACGCAGCUAGAGAACUUCCCAGGGAGCUGCGCUGACGCACCGGCCGGGGUCGAGAAGCAGGAAAGGACUGGGGCCACGGAGAAGGCGAAGGAGGAGAGGGCGAGAACGGAGGAGACAAGAAAAGAAGGCGCAAAAGAGGAAGUGGUGCAAGACCUGCGAGUGUUCGAGCUCAACUCAGACAGCGGCAAGUCGACGCCCUCCACCAAUGGCAAAAAAGGAUCGAGUACAGACGUGAGCGAGGACUGGGAAAAAGACUUUGACCUGGACAUGACGGAGGAAGAGGUGCAGAUGGCGCUGUCUAAAACCGACGCCACAGCUGAGUUUGACGACGAGGACUGGGAGAACUGGAACUGAAGAGCCGGAGAGCAUGACGAUGACGACGAUGACGCAAACGAACCCGUGCUUUAACGUCUCAACUCUUAGUCCACGCCCACACCUUCGCAUUCAGCCAAUGGGAGCAAGAUGUCGGCCUGGUGUUCGACCGGCUCGAUGACUUCCAGCCAGUGUAAUUAAGUUCAGAGCUGAAUUCAUUCAAUAUUUCCAUGAGCCACCAGGGGAAAUUUGACUUUAGGGCAGAUGUGGAAGCCGAACAGGACACUGUCUGGGGUUAAAGGGGACAGACGUGUCUAAAAAAAAAUAAUAAUAAUAAAUGAAUAAAAGUUUGAAACAUUAAAUAAAUCAUCCCUUUGUAAAUCAGUCAUUGAGGUAUUGAUAGUAUGGAUGAUAAGCUUACAGUAUGUUUUACUUUUCCAAUAUGAAUGGGGAAACGAGUAAUAUAUCAACCUUUGGGGCUUUAUAAGCAGCCGUACUUGUAUCAUGCUUCUUAUUCUAUUAUUUAGGGGAUUAGAAAUGAAUCCUGAUGUGUAAUUUAUGUUUCAUGUUUAAUGGUUAUUUUUUUCUGCGUAUUGUAUUAUAAUUUUUUUCUUUAUCUAUGAAGUACUAACUUCAUCUAAUCUUAUGCAAGUGACUGAUUUAGCAUUCAGCCUUUUCAUAGACGACUGUUGCACUUUCGUUUCGUGAACUCCGUACGCUACAUGAAUCUGUUUAAUGUUGUGUGUGUGUGUGUGUGUGUGUGUG